AUGAUAGUCCCGCCAUCCCGCGUGCGUGUGGCAGAAGUCACGGCGCAGGGCGGGUGGGGGUACAUCAACGCGCAGGGCGGCUGGCUGCCGGACGUGUGGUCGGGCAGCUCGAUGCGGUGCCUGGGUUUAGAAGCCGUUGCUGAGGAAGACCACAUGAUGGGGCACAACAAGGAGAAGCGUUAUGAGUGCGACGUGUGUGGCAAGGCCUGGCAGCACCCGAGCCAGCUGGAGAGCCACCAGCGGGUGCACACGGGCGAGAAGCCCUAUGGCUGUUCCACCUGCGGCAUGAGCUUUGGCUGGUUGUCGGGACGGCGGGAGCACUGGCGGGUGCACAGCAGUGAGCGGCCCUUCACCUGCUCCGACUGCGAAAAAGGCUACAAGUCGUCCAAGGACCUGAAGGUGCACAGGCGCCUGCACACCGGCGAACGGCCCUACACCUGCGCACAGUGCGGCAAGGGCUUCACCUGCUCCACCAGGCUGCUCUCCCACCAGCAGGUGCACUCCGGCGACCGUCCCGUCCCCAGCCCGGUGUGUGGAGAGCACUUUACCAUGGCCUCGCACACCCUGUCUCACCACGUGCACACCAGUGGCCAGCCCUACGACUGCCCGUACUGUGGUGAGGCGUUUGACAGCUCGCGGGGGUUGCGGCAGCACCGGCGGGCCCACGCCGGCGACCAUCUGCUCCCACAGCGGCAAACGUUUCAAGAGCGCACGUGGGCUGCGGGAGCACCAAUGUGA
Molecule: messenger RNA, 738 nt
Organism: Amblyraja radiata (thorny skate)
Lineage: Eukaryota; Metazoa; Chordata; Chondrichthyes; Rajiformes; Rajidae
Product: zinc finger protein 239-like
Exons: 3
Coding region: 1-738 (245 amino acids)
Biological process (GO): regulation of transcription by RNA polymerase II
Molecular function (GO): RNA polymerase II cis-regulatory region sequence-specific DNA binding; DNA-binding transcription factor activity, RNA polymerase II-specific
Source: RefSeq, a predicted model, not a curated record